Molecule: messenger RNA, 492 nt
Organism: Lipotes vexillifer (Yangtze River dolphin)
Lineage: Eukaryota; Metazoa; Chordata; Mammalia; Artiodactyla; Lipotidae
Source: RefSeq, a predicted model, not a curated record
AUGGAUUAUAGAGAAGCAGGACCUACCAGAAAGUUAAUGCAGCCAUCAGGCAGUAGCAGGAAGGUCGGAGCGCCGGCCUGCACCGUGGCCUACUGCUGGCAGGAAGGGAAGGAUCGAAUCGUAUUUGUGACCAAAGAAGACCAUGAAACUCCAAGCAACGUGGAGCUGGCGUCCGACGACCCCAAUGAUCCGUACAAGGAGCACGGGCUGAUCCUGCCCCACAGAGAUCUCAGCUGGAACUGCCCGUGCCUUGGGGGCAUGGCCAGCGUGGCGUGUGGGGAACAGUUCAAGGCGGCCUUUUCCUGCUUCCGCUGCAGCACAGAGGAUGUCAAGGGGUCGGACUGUGUAGACCAGUUCUGGGCCAUGCGGGAGUGCAUGCAGAAGUACCCGGACCUCUAUCCCCAGGAGGAGAAGGAGAAGCCAACGGAUCGAUUAGAGGAAAUGGCUGCCUCUGAGGCCACCACAACCAAAAAAGAGGAGGGGUCCAGCUGA